UUCCUUAGUUGAUUCUUGUAUGUGUCCUGACAGGAGAUGGAACCCCAACGUUGGUGUGUCUGGCUAAUGCUCUAACCAACUGAGCUACCCAGCCAGGGCUUCUGCCUGGAUUUUGAUUGGUGUUUUCUUGGAGGGAAGGCGGCAAGAAGAGAUGCUUUGUGGGUGGAAGCCCCAGAAAGAACAAAAGAUCUGGUCAUUUCUCUAAAGUCCGCUACAUACAACCAUCUAUGACCUGUUCAGAGGGGAAGCAGGCCUUAGGAGAUGGGAGAUGGGCAAUGAGCGCGGAGAGGGCCUGUAGCUGGGUCCUGCUCCCCCUGGGCCCAUCCCGAAGUGGAAGAAGGUGACGGGCAUUUAAGCUUUGGGUCUGAACUGAUUUACAUCACAAGCUGGAAAUCAGGGCCUGUGAGGGAGAGUUUCCCUCCGGCUGUGAAAGGGGUCUUAGAGCCCUGCUGGGGCUUGGCAGGCCCCUCCCCUGGGCUGCAAGGAUCCGCCUCUCUAUUCCCCAGAUAAAUUCCUAGUGUCCACCAAAUUCCUCAGCGCUCUCUCACACUCCUCUACGGCCACGACUCCGGGGGUGGGGAAACAGAGCGUCGGCUUCCUUCCCAAAGAAGCCGUGGAGGUUCCUUCUCACAACUCUGCGAAGGGGAAAGGGGUGUGAGACCCAACCAGAACCCCAACUCCAACUCCGCACACGAGGUGGCUGCUCCGCACUGCACACCAGGGCGGCCCACUGGUUUCGGGUCUCUUUCUCCUUUCUCCCUUCCCUCUGUCCCUUUCCUCCUCUCCCGCAAACAUGUCCACCGGCUCCCUCAGCGACGUGGAGGACCUCCAAGAAGUGGAGAUGCUGGACUGCGACGGGCUGAAAAUGGACUCGAACAAGGAGUUUGUGACUUCCAACGAGAGCACCGAGGAGAGCUCCAACUGCGAGACUGGGUCUCCCCAGAAGGGCCGCGGCGGCCUAGGCAAGAGGAGGAAGGCGCCCACCAAGAAAAGCCCCCUGAGCGGGGUCAGCCAGGAGGGGAAGCAGGUCCAGCGCAACGCAGCCAACGCGCGCGAGCGGGCCCGGAUGCGGGUGCUGAGCAAGGCCUUCUCCAGGCUCAAGACCACCUUGCCCUGGGUGCCCCCGGACACCAAGCUCUCCAAGCUGGACACGCUCAGGCUGGCGUCCAGCUACAUCGCCCACCUGAGGCAGAUCCUGGCUAACGACAAGUACGAGAACGGUUACAUCCACCCGGUCAACCUGACGUGGCCCUUUAUGGUGGCCGGGAAACCCGAGAGUGACCUGAAAGAAGUGGUGACCGCGAGCCGCUUGUGUGGAACCACAGCGUCCUGACCUUGGAGGUGCGAGUCUGGGAACGGCGUGCUCCCCGGGAAAACGGCCCGGGAAGGCGACCCCUGCCCUCCCUGCUCUCUGCCUCUGCUUCCCCCGCCAAGCUCCUCUCUCUGUCCCACCCUGCGAGAACACUUUACAGCGACGAGGAGAUUCGUUUCCAAACCAGAGGAGAUCCAUUGUACUUACAAAGACUCCCAUCUAUUUAACUUUAUUAAUUUGUACGUGAAUGACUCUGCGAGCCUUGCUGGUCCAAGUGCAAUAUGUAAUUAUAAAUAUAUGACUAGAUAAGAAGAGCCUAUCGAUCUGUAUCUGUUGUACAGUGUGUUGUAAAAUGUAGAUCAUAGAAUAGCUGACUUUAACAGUCACAUUUAUAAAGUAAUUCACUUAAAGAUAUAUAUUUUUUCAAACAAGUUUUGCUACUUUCAAAAAUAAAUCUUUCUUUAUAUUGCUAAAAA
Molecule: messenger RNA, 1788 nt
Organism: Phyllostomus hastatus (greater spear-nosed bat)
Lineage: Eukaryota; Metazoa; Chordata; Mammalia; Chiroptera; Phyllostomidae
Gene: TCF21
Product: transcription factor 21
Exons: 2
Coding region: 794-1333 (179 amino acids)
Biological process (GO): developmental process; regulation of transcription by RNA polymerase II
Molecular function (GO): RNA polymerase II transcription regulatory region sequence-specific DNA binding; protein dimerization activity; DNA-binding transcription factor activity, RNA polymerase II-specific
Source: RefSeq, a predicted model, not a curated record